Messenger RNA from Xyrichtys novacula (pearly razorfish), 16457 nucleotides. The record is from the annotation of a GenBank genome assembly. Lineage: Eukaryota; Metazoa; Chordata; Actinopteri; Labriformes; Labridae.
AGUCAGCUGAGCCUGAAGGGGCGUGGCGGAGACAUGCUUGCUAGCGCAUAGGCCGAUAAUUCUGUUAACUGUUGAGUUGAUGUGCAGAUGAGCCGAUUGACACAUCAUCGGAACCGCUCACUGACAGACUGACCGAGCCUUUGCAGACGGGGAUGUACUGAAAACAGCGUGUUGAUCUCCUCUAAGUAACAGUUUGGCAGUGUCCCUCUCACAGUGCAGUGUCUCUGUUUUCUAACCACUGUGAACUGAAGCUGAAAUGCGAACGUAGCUGUUAGCAAGCGAGCCAGGCCGUGGAGAGCUGGCUGGCUGUAUCCUUCACACAGACGGGAGCAUAAAUGUUUCACACAGCCCUGUCUGACGAGUCUGUCGAAGCCGGAGAAGAUGCGCAAAGACGUGAGGAUACUACUGGUGGGAGAGCGUAAGUAAAGCUUGGGAUGGUCUGAGGGGUCGUCUGCAGGUUUGAGUGUUCACGGAUGCUACCAGCUUCAGCAUGUGAUGCUGCUGACAGACAGACCAGGGUCUCAUAGUGAUGGUUUUGGUUCAACUCUGAAGUUGAAGCAGGAUUUCUGUGAUUCUGUUUGAAGGAUGACUUAUUGUUGUGCAGCAAGAAAUCCUAUUAAAGUCAGACAAGUGCAAUUAAAUAGAUUAGUUAUUUUAUGCUCUAUAUAAGAUAUUAUUCACACUGGCCAUUUACUGUACUGUUUCUUACGGUGGCCGAGAACUGCCACUGCUACAAAUAAAAAAGAAUGCAAAAAAAAAAAAAAAGAAGUCACAGCAGAAGUUACUGGUGCAGAAAAAUAAAAAAGCCCACUGUAAAUAAUAAUAAAAAAAAAUAGUGCAGAUAAAAAAAAAUUUUUUUAAGCCACAACGGAAGUAAACAACACAAAAAAAGUGGUGGUGGAAAAAAAAGUUACUUACUGCGAAAAUGAAAGGAUACAAUUAAAAAAAGCCAUAACGGCUGCAAAUUAAAAAAAAAAAAGCGUGCAGAUUAAAAAAAAGCCACAACGGAAGUUAACAACUCAAAAAAAAGUGGCAUGGAAAAAAAAAGUUACUAACUCCAGAAAUAAAAUGAUGCAAAUAAAAAAAAGCCACAAUGGAAGUUACUGACACAAGAAAAAAGAGACCUAAGCCCACUGCUAAAAAAACAGAACAAAAAAAAAACUGUGCAGAUAAAAAAAAAGCCACAAUAGAAGGUAACAACGCAAAAAAAAAGUGGUGAUGGGGAAAAAAAAGUUACUUACAUGUUUUUUUUUUUUUUUUUGCAUUGUCACUUUUUUUUUGCUUUGGUUACCUCCAUUGUGACUUCUUUUUUUUAAUUGCAUUCUUUUUUUAUCUGCAGCAGUGGCAGUUCUCAGCCAUCGUUGUUUCUCAAUAUUUCGUCAUUAAAUUUUCUGUAAUAUUGAAAUCAAGUAGGUAAAUUCCCAACAGAUUCCCCUGAAUUUACCUCCGUGACACAGGGUCCUAUUUUUGUAGGUUUCUGGCUUAUUAAACUGCAAGUUAAAAAUACUCUGCGAUGUCCAUUAUGCAGAAUCUGUGUCACUGUCAUGUGGCCUGAACAGCUCCACCACAACAUGAGUCUAACCAUGUUAAAAUGUUCCUUAAAUGUUAUUAUGGACUGUAAUGAGGCUGUGCAGAUUCAUCCACAGGAGGAUCCGUUUCUGUACUCACUUCUCUUGUCUGUCUCUCUUAACAGCCAAAGUGGGCAAGACGUCUCUCAUCAUGUCCCUGGUCAGCGAGGAAUUCCCAGAAGUGGUAUGGAUAUAUUUUAAAAAGUAUAAAUUUGAUGCUCUUUUUUUGACCAAUGAGAAUCAAGUAUUUAACACAGCCAGGUAACACAGCUCUCCAUCAGCUGUAAACAUAUCUCACAGUUCUGUUAUUCUGCUCCUAGGUUCCCUACCGAGCUGAGGAAAUCACCAUACCUGCAGAUGUGACACCAGAGAGAGUUCCCACACACAUUGUGGAUUAUUCAGGUACUUCUUUGUUUGAAAACUUCCUCCAAUUGUUUUAUAUUUUACUCAAACCAGUGCUGUAAACUUGAUAAACAAGUAUCAAACUUGUCUUUAAAUUGAGAAAAGUAAAUCUUUUUUUGUUUUAAUUGUUGUACUCUUGUCAUUCUUGCACAGAGGCGGAGCAGACAGAUGAGCAGCUGUUUCAGGAGAUCUCUAAGGUCAGUCAGAGUUUGAAGCUUUUCUGUUAACAUUCAAAGAUGUGCUGAGUUAAGGGAAAAAGCCUAAUGGACUGUCUGUGACGCUCUCUCACAUAGGCAAAUGUGAUUUGCAUUGUCUACUCAGUCAACAGCAAAAAGUCAAUCGAGAAGGUGAGCCACCUCCGCUGGUAUCAUUUCCAUAUUUUGUUUGUUUAACAUGUUAACACUAUCACUUGUGUAAAUAAAGAGCUGUCUCUCGAAACGUGGAUGUUAUUAAAUGAUUCAUCUUUGCACCGUCUGUUUUCACUCAGGUUACCAGCCACUGGAUUCCCCUCAUUAUUGAGAACACAGACAAGGACAGCAGGUAUGAACCUGUGUGGAAGGAAAAAAAAGACUGUUUGUUUGAGUUUGUCUACCUGCAAAAAGAGGUUUUCUUUUUUAGUAACAAAAAGUCAUUCAUGGAAGUCUGUAACUUGGAAAAGAUGAGUUAUCCUCACAGGGUGGAAAAGUGAACUCAGCCUUCAGGAGAGCAGGAUUUUAAAUGUAAAAGAAGUCCUUGCAAGUAACAUCUGCUAAAUUCUGUGUUAUAUCUAUUCGUAUGAAUAAUUUCCAGGGUUCCUCUGAUCCUGGUGGGGAACAAAUCUGAUCUGGUGGAGCACAGCAGCAUGGAGACCAUUCUGCCCAUCAUGAACCAGUACAGUGAGAUAGAGACUUGUGUUGAGGUGAGAGAAACGGACUUUUCUAUGAAGCAUUGAAUGGUUUUGGUUUGGUCCCCUAGACAGCGUCAUUGAUUAUUACAGCAGACAACAGACAGCACAGGUAUGUUGCUUAAGCUCUAUAGGGGAAGUAAACGUAAAUGGAAAUCAAUAACUUCUCCUCGUGCCACUGUUUGAACAGAUAAGGAAGAUUCAUGACCUGUUCUCAAAUAAUCCAGAGUGUAUAUUGUAGAGGAAAAAACGAUCAAAACCAAACAAGCGAAUGAAUACAGGUCUGAGUUUUAAUAUUCUCCUUCUGCAGCUUUACAAAAGUUGAUUUGUUCGUCAAUAAGGGGGAAAGCUAACUGCAAAAUAUUCUUGAUUUUGAUCAGUUUAAGUUAUUUUUAAGAGAAUAUGUGAGUUAUUUCCAGUUUCUUGAACCUUGGGAUUAGCUGCCUUUCUGUAUUAUUUAUGACAGACUCUAGUUUCUGGUUUAUAAAGUGGACUAAAAUAUGAAGAUGUUCCUCUGAACUCUAAAAUGACAGUGUGCAUUUUUCUACUAUUUUUGUUUGACACUAAAAGACCUAAUUACUAAUCCUUAAAAGAAUCAGAGGAUUAAUCCAUAAUAGCAUUAACUGUCACUUGGCGACCUGGCUCACUGAUAGCAUGUUGAAGCCUUGUUGUAUGUUUAUGAUCCUCUCCAUCAACCAAAGCUGAAGACUUGUUUCUUAUUACUAAAGCUUUCAAAGUUCACACUGUGAGGGACGUGUGGAUAAGCAGGCUGUGCCGACAUUUUCUACAAGUUCUCACUAAUGCAUAUUAGAAAAGGGGACUUAGGUGUAAUCCUCAGUUGAACGCAGUGAGAUGUUGAACUAGUGAACUCUUGAGGUCUGCAGCUUAUAGAUAAUCUAUAUCUCCUUACAGGGCUGUACCUGUGAUUUUUCAGACCGGUUAAUGAGAUGGGCUUGUUGCUCAGACAGAUCCUGUGUGUUAAUACCCUGUCUGGCCAUGACUUAACUAACACACACUCACACACCUGUACACAGUAUAUAAAGACAUAUACACACAGAAACUCACGUAGAUGAACUCAGACAGGUAGGUAAACAAAGAUUGGCCCGACUUUGCAUCACGUCUCGGCUUGUGCCAGUGUUGUAAAGGUGUAAAGGUUUCUGUUUGGAUCAAGAUAGAAGUUACACUUAGGGCUGGGUGAUAUGGGGAAAAAGUUUAUCAUGAUAUAUUUUUUUUCAUAUCAGUCGAUAUUUAUGUAUAAUAAUAAUAAUAAAUGUAUUUGUAUAGCACUUUUAAAAACAGAAGUUUACAAAGUGCUUUGACAUGUAGUCACAUGUAGAAAAAAGACAUAAAAACAAAACGCUCAGUUAAAACGAAUUGAAGGUUAUUUUCCUGUCAUAAGGAACCCAGACAAUACAAGAACCAUGCAACAUAAAAUGAGACCAUGUGGACCAAAAUAAAAACAUAAAGUAGUUAAGAAAAAAGAAAAUGCAAUUAAAAGGGGGGUCAAAAGCAGAAACAGAAUAGUAAAUAUAAAGGGCAAUAUCAACAAUGAUAAUAAAAUAAUAACAGGUAGCACUGAUAAUAAUAGUAAUGAUAAAAUAGAGCAACAGAAAUGAGCAAGAGAUAAAACAAUAAAAGGCCUAAAAGGUUAGUUAAGAAAAGAGUACAAGUAUAACAAAAGCUAAAAAGACAGUAAAGCCGAAAUAAGAUAGAGGUAAAAGAGAUAAAAGAUAAAAGACGAUAUGAAAAAAUCACUCAUAAAUGUUAAAUGUUUCCUGUUACUCUUAUAUGAAAUUUAAGUGCUUAUUGGUCGCAUGUCUUUUGCAAUAAAAUAAGUUACUGCAUCUGUGAGGUCUUUGUGUCUCUUUAAUGUUUUGUCAGAAGGCGUUGCACUAGAGAAAGUGGAGUGAAUGGUCAGUUCAGCAAACUGGAGCAACUCCCCUUUUCAUUGGUUAUUCUUAUAGUCUACCAAAACAUUGGAGAAUGCCGGCUAUCAAAAAUCAUAUUGACCGUGUUUCAUAUCGAUAUCGAGGGAAAUUAAUUUUUGAUAUACUGUAUAUCAUUAUUGUUUUAUCGCCCAGCCCUAGUCGCACUACAUGUUUGGGUGAAUUAACCCCUUUUCCCCUUUUUUCUUCUCUUGUUCUUUUUCAAGUGUUCAGCAAAAAACCUGAAGAACAUCUCAGAGCUGUUCUACUAUGCUCAAAAAGCAGUUCUGCACCCCACAGGACCUCUCUAUUGCCCCGAGAAGAAAAAUGUAAGAGUGAAAAUCUUACCAUGUUUACUUACAUCUGGAGUGUCUGGUAUCUUUAUUGCUUUAGUUAUAUUUUGGAGAACUGUCAUUCUACAUCUACAAUCUUCUAUGUGUGGUUUUUCAUUUCCCGCUGUGAUUUCCAGAUGAAGUUACUUUGUGUAAAAGCUCUGACCCGGAUCUUCAAAAUUUCUGACCUGGACAAUGACGGGAUUCUGAACGAUCAUGAACUUAACUUCUUCCAGGUGAGUCAAAUCACGCCUAAUAACCCCGCAUAGUUGGAUUAAAAGUUUUAGAGCUUUUCUUUGAAUGCCAGGUUUGGCUUUCUCAUCAAAGGCUUCUGUGUCUGAUUUCUCACAGCGGACGUGCUUCAACACCCCACUUGAGCCUCAGGCGUUGGAGGAUGUAAAAAAUGUGGUGCGGAAGAACAUGAGUGAUGGUGUUUGUGACAACGGACUCACUCUGAAAGGUGGGAGUGGAUUGAUGGGCCUUCUCCACCCCUGUGUAUACAAUCAUCACUUCUUCACUUGACUGAUGUUUUAAUGAUAUUUCUCCUCAGGCUUCUUGUUCCUCCACACCCUUUUUAUCCAGCGAGGACGCCAUGAAACAACGUGGACAGUGCUAAGGAGGUUUGGAUACGACGACGACCUGGAGUUAAAUCAGGACUACCUCUUCCCUUCGUAAGUCUCGACCUCCUCCUUCUAUAAACCGGUUUCGGUGUUUACAGAUCAAGCUCACACAUGUUUGCUUUGCGCUCCACACGAGUGCCUUGACAUUAAUAUUAACCUUGCGAUGUUUUUCUUAGGUUAAAAAUUCCUCCAGACUGCACCACGGAGCUCAACCACAAUGCCUACCUCUUCCUCCAGAGCGUCUUUGACAAACAUGACAAGGUAUAAUCUGUGCGCCUGCUUCUGUUUUAACUUGAGCCUCUGACCCGCCGAGGCCUUUACAAAAAGCUAAUCAGUUACAAAACCAGAAUACAUUGGCACAGUUAGGGCCGACUGCCCGCUGAGACCUGAUUUAACUCCUUGUCUGUGAGGAGGGAUUGUCAGGAGAAUUAGCUACGAGGUUAGAGUGAAAGCCAAAGUGGCAGCUAGGGCCAGGAUCUGCUUUCUGUCCGAGUGAUUAGAGUCCGACGGUGAAUGUAUGCUUCAGAGUAUCCUGUUAACCUCCUCAGCUAGAAAUGACCGGAAGCAGUUUCACUCACAACUAAUCUUUAAAACCCGGUCGGAAAUAAUUCCUGCCCUUAAUACCAAAUGUGAGAAAAACAGCAGAACGGCGCUGCGAAGGACAAGAAACUUCAGGUUUCAUUACACAUCUAAAGACAUAUCUAUUUCAUUCAACAACCCUCUCUUCGCCACUUGGUCUCUUAGCUCUGACUCAAUUUGUGGCUCGGACAGGAAGCCGCUGUCAUAAAUCCUCUAUUGCCCAGUAUGAAGGCCCUGAAAAGAGGGCUGUUGCUUCCAGACGCCGUAUUGUUGUCAGAUGAAAAUGAUUGAAUUUUUCUUCCCUCCUGUUUCGUCACCCUCAGGACCGUGACUGUGCCUUGUCACCAGAGGAGCUGAGAGACCUGUUUGAUGUUUUUCCCUACAUGCCCUGGGGUCCAGAUGUCAAUAACACAGUUUGCACUAAUGAACAAGGAUGGAUCACAUACCAGGGAUAUCUGUCCCAGUGGACGUAAGUAACUGUUAAUUGUAUUAAACAAAACAACAACAAUAUUAAUAGGGUGGUCCCAAUAUGAUACUGAUAUCGGAUUAUAUCAGCCUGGAUCUAAAACUCUGAUACCAGUACUCCGAUACAAGCGGCCCAUUCCAGACUCCGCUCCAGCACCUCUAUCCAGCAGCGCCCGGUUCCAGCAUGUAGAGCCCAUGUAAUCACAACAACAGUGUGUACUUAGGUACUAACACAGUAGCAAGGAGUAGGAGUGAUGUCGGCAGUAUUUUUUGUUAAAGCCCGAAAAAGACAUUGCAGCUAAGUGCAAAACUUGUCAUGCACAAGUUUGUCCCAAUAUCGGAUCAAUAUCGGUAUCAACCGAUACUGAAGGCUACAAUAUCGGUAUCAUAUCAGAAGUUAGGGACACCCCUAAAUAACAACACUAGCAUAAAUAAAAUCAUUAUUUUCCUCUUAGUAGCUAAAUAUCAAUAGAACUGGUUUUGACCACCAAAAGUACAUCUAGCCAUAUAAUUUAGAAAAGAGGCCACACUCACGGUCAUGUUUUUCAAUAACAAUCGCUGAUUGAAAAUUAACAAUAGAACUAUAAUUAAUUGAAAGAGUAUUUUAGGAUUUAUUGUAAGUUGUUUGCAGAGACCAGGGUCUCUGUUUGCAGAUCCUGCUGAAGACCCCAGGCCUUUAUUUGAAGCAGGCUUGUAUCAGGGGCAGGCCUUUGUAUUAAAUUCUCGGUCUGAAGAGUGUAAUUAUUCACACAUGUUAGUACAAAAGGAUCGAGUGUGUGUAAAUGUACAAACAAAACAAAACAUAGUCUGAUUCACAAAGCAUGUGCAAAGUGUACAACUGCACUGCCGAACAAACAGUGUUUCUAUGUGCCAGUGUUGUUUACAUACAUUUAAAUGAGCCGUUAUGGAUUCAUUUAGAGAAAGUAGACCCCUCUCUAUUCAAUGAGACUGACUGCAAAGAGAGACAUUUUUCCAUCUGUUAUUAGCAGAUCAUUAAAAGUUUUGUCACGCUUAAAAUCUUCAGUGAUGAUGACAAAGAUUCACCUCCCGAUGACAUAGAAAUACUAUAUCUGUACAUGAAGUCUGUUGAUACAAAUCUGUACAUGAAGUCUGUUGAUACAACUCAGACACGACUAUAUUGAUAUUAAGGUGCCAGCGCACACAACAAACUGUUUUUUUUUAACGAGCUGUUUUUGGACAAAAUUUGUGUCACAUUGCUCAUGAAUCUACCUUUGAAUGAAAUGGUUAAGACUUUCCUUUCCAUUCAGGUCAUUGUGGACCGAAUUUAGCACCAUUAGGAUGAGCUUGCCUUGCACAGCCUGGCCAGUACUUGGCAACUGGUCUUUAUUCACUCACGUGAAAUUAAGGACAUGAUCCUGGCUUUGAUUAAGGGCCCAUUUGCUGAUUAAAUACUGGUCUUUAUUUGUGAGUUUUAAAAAAUCCACAAAAAAAAACUUUUAACCAUGUACUGCUUUAUACAUUUUUUUGUUUCAGGUUAACAACAUAUCUGGAUGUCCAGAGAUGUUUGGAGUAUUUGGGUUACCUUGGUUACUCGAUAGUUGCUGAGCAGGAGUCCCAAGCAGCAGGAGUUACAGGUGAUUCAGAGCACAUGAUCUUUUCCAGGCUGAUAUUUAGAUAAACUUGAGCUCUAGGCACAGUCAAACUUAAUUUUGUUGUUGCCUACGAGGGAAAAUGGCUUAAUUUUAAGUGUGAUGAAGUUUUCAUACAGAUUUAUGAGUCAUAAUGUCACUGUUAUACUCAGCGGUGGUGCUAUCUGUAAUUACACCAGUAAAUCAAUCCUCUCAUUACACUGGUGAUGCAACAGUUCAGGAAGAACGUUGUUGUUUACUGACAGCAGCAGCCGUGUGUUGUGCACGCUGAACCUCACAAGUAUGUUUCGCUCCCUGCAGUGACCAGAGCUAAGAAGAUUGACCUGCAGAAGAAACAGACCCAGCGCAGCGUUUUCCGUUGCAACGUCUUUGGAGAUAUUGGCAGCGGCAAGAGCGGCUUCCUUCAAGCCUUUCUUGGAAGCAACCUCAUGGUAUUUAACAUAUGAUCAUGCAUAUUGAACACGUGCAAUACGUUUAAAUGCAAAGGCUGCCCACAUAGAUAUUUAACGGUGUCCUGGAUAUAAGAGGAAAAUGUAAACUUUAAAUCAAACAGCUUUAUUUAUAUAGCAGCAAAUCAUUACAAAAUGAGUCUGAACACAUUCUACUCUGAGAACAGGUCUAGACUCUACGACACAAAUACAAUGUGAGGAGGAGCACUUGGCAUUACAAGAAAAAAUCCUUUUAAAGAGACAGAAACCUCAAACAGAGCCAGGCUCAUGGCAAACGGCCACCUGGCACUAAAUGGACCAAGUUAGAUUAAUACAUGGAGGGGUAAAAAGACAGUGAUGAAAACAGACUCCAAUAAUCAAUUUAUGGUUACAGUGCCAAUAAUAAAAGCAGAAACACACCAAAUAUUAUCAAUAACAACGAGAAUAAUGACAAUAGUUGAGUGGAUGACACUUAAUGCUGCAAUUAUUACUAUUAAAACGGGUUAUAGGAACUGUAAGUCUGCAACAACUAUCCAAUAAUCUACAUUUAGAAAUAGGGUUUUAUAUUCUUUUCUAUGUUGUUUUGUCGUAUUAUUAUCUAUUUUAUAUUCUAUAUUACAAUCAACAAGGAAUCCGUGCAGAGAAGAUAUUAUAGGAGAUGUAGGAUCUCUUCUUUUUAGUCCUUUCCUUUACACAUGCUGCAGAACCUUGGACCAGCUGAAGAGUUAAUGAGACUUAUUAGAGCAGCCUAAUAGUAGGGCAUUGGAAUAAUGUAAUUUGGACUUAACAAAUGCAUGGCCUUGAUUUUCUGUUGUGGGACAGGAUGUCGAGGGACAUAUCCUGGUCCAACAGAGCUUCAGCAAUGCCAGGCUGAUGUCAUCCUGCACAGUUAGUCAUUGGGAACACAUUUCAUGGAUGUUUCGGCACAAGAACUUCAUGUUAGUCUGCUUGAAGUGGCAGAAAAUCGUUGGCCAUGUAGCUGUGAGGUCCUCAUCAUAUGGCUUAUUGCAAAUUAUAACUGAGUGUCACCUGCACAACAAUAAACAUUUAUGGAAUUUAAUAUAUGUAUGUGAGGCAUAUAUAAAAGGAAAUAACUGGUAUGAAGAGGACUUCUUUGUUUAUAUGGCCAAAUUGAUUGAGGCACAUUUUCUUGGAUAUAUGGGAUUAACAUAUAUACAUAUAUACAUAUAAACUAUGGACCAGUUUACAUAGACAUGUUCUCCUAAGCCUCAUGUCAUGAUCUGUUUUGUUAUUUGUCAUUUCGUCUUUCUCCGUAGCGCCAAAAAACGAUUAAAGAAGAGCACAGAUCCUACUACGCUAUCAGCACAACAUAUGUUUAUGGCCAGGAGAAAUACCUUCUUGUAAGUAUCAGAACUUUUGUUAUUAUUUGGAUAUACUUGAAUAUGCCGUUUCCAUAUUCAUAGUAAUUGAUUAUUAUUGCUAUUAUUUUAGAUGAUUAUUUUUUUUAUUUAUGUAUUUAUUAUCUAUUGUUCAGUAAUUUGUUGGUUCAAUUUAUGUUUUAAUUUUUUUUAAUUUUAUUUAUUUAUUAGAACAUUUUCUUUAUUUACCUCUUCUGCAUUAUUCAUAUUUUCAUUAUUAUUUUCAUUACUGCCAUAUGUUUAAAUUGUUGGAUGUUGUUGUGUGAAUACAAAUAAAGAUGUGUUUUAAAAAGAUAUAUAAAUGUUGUUUCGAAGGCAAGCUUCACGGGGGCUCAGACCAUUAUAUUUAGCACCGCAUUGUUAGUGAAGUUGUCGGCUGUGAGGUCGGCCCAGCCUCAGGUUGGCUGCACUUACCUGGCUGUUGAAAUAAGCUUCUUAUCAUGUUCACCUUACUGCUAUUGUUGAGGAAGCAUUUCCACUUACUUUACAAUAGGAUUAGAAAUCACUGCCUGGGAAACGAAAGCGUGGCUUGUUGUGUGUGGUUGAGGAGUCUAUAUGCUGUCUGAUGGACGUAGAUGUAGCAGCGUGUGUUUUGUGUCAUUGCAUUCACAGAAAAUCCUUAAAAAAGGCUACUUUUAGACAGCCACGUUUAGUAAAUAAACAACUGAUUAAUUUCCAUCCAUGUUUAAAUAUUGUGUUUUUGGCUCCAACACACGGCGCUUUGAUUGCUCCCUAUUUUGCUGAAAUUCUCUCUUUUCUCCUUGAAUCCACUUUGAAACAGUCGCCAGCACCACAGCUCUGUUUCUGUCAGCGCUCAUAGAAAGAUAACUGGACAGAAAUUCUGCUCUGAUGCCUCGGUUUUGUUCGCUCUUUAUAACCACUGGGACUCAUCUGGCUUCUAAACAAGCGAAACAGCAGCUAUGCUCAGAAACGGUUAAACCCUUUUGGUGAAUCUCCUCUCCUCUCCCUCCAUUUAUCUCUUCAGCUUCAUGAAGUGUUCCCGGACUUUGACUACCUGUCUGAUGCUGAUCUGGCCUGUGACAUUGUCUGCCUGGUCUAUGAUGUCAGCAACCCCUACUCCUUCGAAUAUUGCGCCAAAGUUUUCAAGGUAAAUCCGUCAAACAAUCAAAGGAAAUGUAAUUUGAGAAGGAUUAUCACUCACCACCCUGUCUUUACCUCAUCAGCAAUACUUCAUGGACAGCAAGACUCCAUGUAUGAUGAUAGCAGCAAAGUCUGACCUGCAGGAGGCCAAACAGAUGUACAGCUGCACUCCACUGGAGUUCUGCAGGAGGCACAAAAUGCCACCCCCUCAAUACUUCACCUGUAACACUACAGCAGCACCCAGCAGAGACAUCUACACCAAGCUCACCACAAUGGCCAUGUACCCGUAAGUACUGAGACACCUAGUUCCUGAUUUACCAAGGUUAAUGAAUGACAUGUACAUCCCAUCAAAUGUUGGCGUGCAUUUCGCAUAAAUGACAAAGAGUGGGGAGAAGGCAGUGGCUUUCAAAUGAAGGUUUGACUGGAUUACGCCAUAGACUGUAUAUACUAUGGACAACUUGGUUCCGCCUUCCGCUCGUAUACGGAUUUGAAGCCUAAAAGCUCUCAGUACUUACGUUUUUUUCUCUACUUCCUGAAACCACAUUGUGCAGUAGCAUUGUACGCAUUCGGCGGGAGAGUCGCCGUGAGUCGCUGUGAUGACUCUUCGUGCGCCCAUUGGCGGUAUCAAGUGUCAGUCAUAGAAAACAUGAACCCCUUAAAAAAAGAGGACUUGAGCCAGUCUUAAACAAAACAGUCUUGCAGUAUCUACAUGUCAACAUCGCAAGCAAGGGGAAAAAAAUAUAUAUUCUGUGGAAUAAAUUUCUAAAGUUUGUCCACAGCUCCAUAGGGAUUGCUGGAGGAGGCGGGAUUUAUGAUCUAUACUGCAGCCCGUCACCAGAGGGUGCUGUUCUUGGGGUGGAUUCACUCAGUGAGGAGGCAGACGGCAUCCAUUACCUCAUGUAGGGUUUGGACAGAAAGCAGACUGACAGCAAAUGCAAAAUGGAAUUCGGCGAAAAUGGAAAAAUAUCUGAAUAUUACUAAAGUGAGCUUGAUAUAGAAGAAUGUGAGUGAGAAAGUAAACUCCAAUAAAACAAGGAGAACAAAAGAUGAAAUCAAGAAAAAAACCCCACCUCAGAUCAACAGACUCCCUGCUGGGCUAAAGUUUGGUGCACAAACUACAAACAGUCUGCAGCUUUUAAAGAUGGAUUGGAGCAAACAAGGGGGUACUCAGCCUGCUGUUAAGCACACUGGGCAGCUGGGAGGCAAUGUACUUGGUCUGAAAAGUGCCACAAAUGCUUGGCAAAGAUGAGGAACAAAGAGAGGUGAGGUCUCCCCGUCCAACAGCAGAGUGGUGGGAAACUGUUAAGGAAGAAGAAGAGAGAGCCGGAGGAGACGAGUGUACUCGAAGGAGGGACGCACAUCCUGAAAAAGUAAAACUACUGUGAACAGAAAGUAGAAGGCAUAAAUUGUCUUUACACUACAGUGGCUGUUUCUAAAUUUAAAGAUUAUAGAAUGGAAAUUAGAAAAAUAUUCAUCUCAUGAGAAAUGACUUUGAUUUGGACUGAUGUGUCUCUUAAGUCUGUCUCGUUCUCGUCGCUUUAACAGCAGCCAUCUGUCCUCUACAGAUUGAGUAAUCUUGUUUAGACCACAGCUUGCUGUACUGUUGAGUUUUAUUGUUGCACACAAACUUGUAUCGAGUACUUGGACAAUCCAGACAUGAAUAAAACCCGUGUCAACAAAAACUGACCCUUUACGCCUUCAGAGUCAGGAUUUCUUGUUAGACAUCUGUAUUAGACCUAAUUAGUUAAAGCUAGGAGCGCCUACAGGUACACAGCUGACAUCCUCUAAUUUGUCUUUUUGUGAACGAUCAAAAUGAUGAUAGCAAGAUGUGGUCGAUGUAAUUCUAAAUUGCCACCCACUAGAUUAAAUUUGUGCUUUCAAAAGUGUUAAAAAGGAUAUGAAGUUGGGUUAAUGCCUCAGUCUGGUUUACUCCUAGUUGUGUUCACUCACUUUGUCCUUUUUGAUUAUUUGACAUAAAAUUUCAAUUUGCAUUCCCUCCAAGGAUUUUCUUUUCACUUAGCGCCUCACUGCAGAAAUUAAACUGUCAGAAACAGGUGGAGUUUAUAAGAUUUUAUUUUCUCUUUGCAUUAAUUCUUCCCUUUUAGUUUGCAGUUGAAUUUCAAAGCUGUGCCACAGACUGUGUGAUUGCUGUUACUCUCUCUCCUCCUUGCCUGAGGAUAAACUCUCUCCCGGUGGGGAUGUUCCCACUCUCCACCAGUGCCAGUCUCAGACAUGAUGCACUUCAGUCUACAUUAAUGCACUCCACUACCCGCAGGAAUUGAUGCACUCUGAUACCACACUGUUUUGCAUUGUGGGUAAAAGGGUCCCCUGCUGAGCUGUAACAUCGAUCUCUCCCCUGUGCUCACACUCCAGCUGUGUGUUAGUUUAAAGUGCUCUGUCAACACACAGUCUCUCUGCACACAUUUAGAUCAUUUCACACAGCACACCAGCCUUUAUUUAAUCCACAGCUUGGGUCCUGUCUCAGCUGAUGACCUUUAACUCCUCACGUUAUGGUGGUGACAUCUUUUAACUCUUAUCUCACUCUUCUUUUUCUUGUGUGUUCAAUAUGUGAAUUGUGUGUCGGUGUUUGUCUUCCCCAUAUCUCUUUUCAGCCACGCCCGGCUGCGCUGCAUGUGCACUUGUAACCGGUGCACCUUCUGCUUGUGUCAGAACUUCCUCAACUCUGAGCUGCUGCAGACGGUCAGGGCCAAACUCUACGCUGUUGUGCUCAGAAGGUCCUUUUUUCCAAACCUUUUACAACCAUCACUGUACCUUUUGAUCAUCGUUUGAGAUUUAUUUUCAUCAUUACCUCAUGCUUGCUCGCCUUUCAUUCCUUCUCAUUUUACCCCCUCUUUUAUCUUCUACAAAGUCGUGUUAUUUUUAGGCGUCAAUUUUUAAAAAUAGAGAAGAUACUAAAAAAGAAGAAGAGACCCUCCUUUUGUUGUAUUUUAUGGCAGCAUGUAAAAGUGCUUAGUUAGACACCAGCCAACAAUAUUUCCACAAUGUGACACCAUUUAAGAAAAAUGUCUUUUUUUCUGUUCUUCAUAGUUUCCUGCCACAUUUUCCUUUUCUUUUUCCAUGUUGUUUAAGUCCUUUCUUUAUAUUUAGUUGUAAGAUCUCUGCUUUUUUCACUUUUAAUCUCAGUCCUGUUUUAAAUCUGUGUUGUCAGCUUGUUCUUGUCGUCCAUGUCACUAUGUGUUGGUUAUUUCAUCUUACAGAGCAGUCCCACCUUGUUGUUUUUUGUGUUAUGGUAUAACUUAGGGCUGGGCGAUGAACCGAAAAUUUACCACUACCGAAAUUUAUUUCAAUAACCGACGUCUAUAUAAAUAAAAGUUGGUUUUGGGUGUGUGUAGGUAGGCUAUGGUCUCAUGUCCCUUUAAGACGCUGUCCUACGUCAGAGACAUGACUCCACCACAUUCAGUCCGUAACAAAGAGGGAAAGACAGUCGGAAAGAUGGAGGACGGUUCAAAGGUUGUAGCGACUGGUGCGGCGGCUGAAGUAGACAAAGUUAAUGUGGGAGGGGUUGAGCAGCUUGUGGAGUAGUUAUCGUCCAUUUAUCGUUAUCAAGGUGAACUGCUCAAUAUACUGUGAUAUUUAUUUAAGGCCACAUCGCUCAGCCCUAGUAUAACUGUAUUCCGCUCGAUCCUUUCCAGUUUUACUUUCUUUGCUUUGACAUCUCCUUUUUUUUUACGUCUCUAUAACUGAUCUGCUGUCAGUUAAUCCAUAAUUUUGACAUGUUGAUAUUUAUUUGCUCAUCACCCAUGCUUUCAUAUUUGCUUAAAACUUUUACAGUCAUACAUAAAAUUUGUUUCUGGUUCAGACCUUACACUCCAUUAUUCCUCACCUCAGGCAGAAUGAUGAGUUACUGAGCUGUGGAUCAGUCCACACAGACCCAGUUCUAAGGGGUCUGAUAUCUGUCUCUGUGUGUUUCACAGACAUGUGAGCCAAGCUGACCUAAGGAGCUCCACCUUCUGGCUGAAAGCGAGCGUCGGGGCCACGGUAUUUGCAGUUCUGGGUUUUGCCAUGUACAGAGUGCUGCUCAAACCACGAUGAUCCUCUGGCAACAGCCGUAACUUUUCCUUUCAGAAAAUGAAAAAAUGUGUUAAGAAUCUAUCAUGGUUUGUGGUUUAAGCCCCGCCCCCCACCUUUUUUUUCUUCAUAUGUUUUUAUUUUGCAUUUUCGUGCAUUUCAUCCUGUAGAUUUCUCUUCUUGGGAAUACAAGAGAAAUAUAUUUAAUUUUCUACCAAAAUUGCUAAUUUGCUCGAUGUGUUUGCAAGUAUUUGCAAAAAUAUGUCUAUAUUUAUACAUUAAAAAGAGUAAGCUGCUAACAAGCUGUGGUGCAUAACGUAAAAUAUAACAUAUUGUCUAUUAAAGUUAUUUUUUCUUUGCUUGCUGGUAGAAAAGAACUAUGUGCUGUUACAUAUACUGGGAAAUUAAUCUGCGCUUUAAUGCUAUUAUUAGCCUAAAUAUGUAAAUAGUGUAUAUAACAUAGAUACUUUAGAUUUAUUUGUCUUUGUCCCAAAUGGCCAUGCCUGAUACACACUCAAAACGUUAAACGCGGAGCUAUUGCUUCAGAAUCUGCUCAAUGAUUGGCACAAAUCUUAGUAUUGAUUACUUGCUCUGACAGCAUCUGGUUUGCCUUCUAAGGACAAAUGUUUGGACGCACACUUUUUGUGAAUAUGCAGAAGGGUCUGCUGCUCCCUACCAUGUCUUCCUGUGUCUGUAUCAGAUCCUCUGUGCGUACGUUGGUGUAUAUCUGUGUAACUCAGAUCUUUAAAUUCUACAUUUUUUUUCAGCUAUUUUGCACAUUUUGUGUUUGCAUGCUUUAGACCCUGACCACUUUCUAGUGCUUCAAUAAUGACUGUACAUAUAGUAAAAAAAAAAAGCCUCUCCACGCUGCUGUCCAGUUCCAAGUGAUUCAGGGAUAUCAUAAAGUUAAGAAGCGCUGACAAAAAGAUUACUGGGUCUUGAGUAAUGGAGAAGCUAGAUCGAUUUGUGGUUGUGAUCCUCUGUCAGCUCUCCUGAUUCCAGAAGAUGCAAUAAUGUGGCCCAAGGUAUUAAUUUCAGUACUAUUGCCACUGCUUGCCACAAGGUUAAGUUUUAUGUAACCAUUUAUCCCUGCCUUUCCAAACGUUUACAAUAAAAACUGUCUAAAAAAACUGCAA